AUCUUCUGCCGGCAUGCAAUGGAGAAAUAACAACUAUGUCUUUCCUACAAGACGUUGUGGACAUUUUACUUCAGUAUGUGGUGAAAAGUUUUGAUAGAUCGACAAAAGUUAUUGAUUUCCAUUACCCAAAUGAGCUGCUCCAGGAAUAUAACUGGGAACUGGCAGACCAGCCACAGACCUUGGAAGAAAUUUUAUUGAACUGCAGAACGACUCUGAAGUAUGCAAUUAAAACAGGGCACCCUAGAUAUUUUAAUCAACUUUCAACUGGAUUGGACAUGGUUGGAUUGGCAGCAGACUGGCUGACAUCAGCAGCAAAUACUAAUAUGUUCACCUAUGAAAUUGCUCCAGUGUUUGUACUUUUGGAAUAUGUCACACUAAGGAAAAUGAGAGAGAUGGUUGGCUGGCCAGGGGGCUGUGGCGAUGGGAUAUUUUCACCUGGUGGUGCCAUAUCUAACAUGUAUGCUAUGUUGAUUGCACGUUUCAAGAUGUUCCCAGAAGUUAAAGAAAAAGGAAUGGCAGCUAUUCCCAGACUGGUUGCCUUCACGUCAGAACAUAGUCACUUUUCUGUGAAGAAAGGAGCUGCAGCCUUGGGUAUUGGUACAGAUAGUGUGGUUCUGAUUAGAUGUGAUGAAAGAGGGAAAAUGAUCCCAUCAGACCUUGAAAGAAGAAUUCUCGAAGCCAAACAAAAA
This is a messenger RNA of Phaethon lepturus (White-tailed tropicbird), 689 nucleotides long. RefSeq names its product glutamate decarboxylase 2-like. Gene Ontology annotation, cellular component: cytoplasm. Gene Ontology annotation, molecular function: pyridoxal phosphate binding; glutamate decarboxylase activity. The annotation marks the transcript as partial. Lineage: Eukaryota; Metazoa; Chordata; Aves; Phaethontiformes; Phaethontidae. Gene Ontology annotation, biological process: GABA shunt. The record is from RefSeq and is a predicted model, not a curated record. The transcript has 6 exons.